UCCGCGGAGGACUGACAGCGCGCGCGCCGCUGAUGGAGACCGGCGGUCCGGUCCGGUGCGUGCAGCCAGGGCGCAGCGUGCGCAGCAGCAGCCGGGAGGAGAGCUCCAGACUGGAGGCUUCAAGUUAGUCUGAGGGGGAAAUUUAAAAGUACAGAGCGGGUUUCUUCCCUACAAAGAAUCAUUUGAACUUCCCACCGCAGCGCCGGGAGGACAGAAAUACUUCUGACAUGUGGAUGUAAUUUCAGAAGAGGCAAAAAGGCAGAUGAGGAGAAACGACGGCAGAGCCGAGCUGCAGCGUGGAGCAGAUUAUAGGAAACUCCAUCCAGGACAUUAGAGAGUGAUGAUUUCACAAACUGCAGCCAGCAUCCACACAGCAGAUGGAGUGAAGCGCGCCGGGCACUCCACUUUGAAGAGACUAAAGUAGAUUAAAUCAUUUAAUCUGCCUCAUCAGCAUCUGUUGUAGCCUGCUGGGACUCCUGGAGUCAGAACCACCUCAGGACCGGCAUGGGAUCCUCUCCGCUCCACAAUCUGGACCUGCUGCUCAUCUCCCUGCUCGGAGGCUUCUGCCUGGUUUAUGCAGACGACGUUCUGACGAAGGAGGAGCAGAUCGGCCUGGUGUACCGAGCCAAGCGCAGGUGUGAGGGCAGCAUUAAGUCGAAGACCAAGAUUCCAGACGGGUUCUGUGCUCCGGAGUGGGACGGCAUCGUCUGCUGGCCUGAAGGAGCUCCUGGAAAACUGGUGUCCACCUCCUGUCCAGACUACAUCUACGACUUCAACCACAAAGGACUGGUGUACCGCCGCUGUGACAACAACGGGACGUGGGAACUCGCCACCGCCAACAAGACGUGGGCCAAUUACAACGAGUGUGCCAAGUUCCUGUACCAUUACAACCACAGCUACGAGAAGGAAGUCUUCCACCGCCUGUACCUCAUCUACACUGUGGGCUACUCCAUCUCUCUGGGCUCGCUCAUGGUGGCCGUCGUCAUUCUGGGAUACUUUCGUCGGCUGCACUGCACCAGAAACUACAUCCACAUGCACCUGUUCGUGUCCUACAUGCUGAGAGCCAUCAGCAUCUUCGUCAAGGACGUGGUGCUCUACUCGGGGUCAGCGCUGGAGAACUCCGAGCGAGUCACCGUCGAAGACCUCAAGUCCAUCACUGAUGCUCCUCCAGCCAACAAGGCUCAGUUUAUUAGCUGUAAGGUGGUGGUGACCUUGUUCAUGUACUUCUUGGCAACCAAUUACUACUGGAUCCUGGUGGAGGGCCUGUACCUGCACAGCCUCAUCUUCAUGACCUUCUUCUCCGACAGGAAGUACCUGUGGGGAUUCACCCUGAUUGGAUGGGGCGUGCCGGCUGUGUUCGUCACCGUGUGGGCCACCGUCAGAGCAAUGUUCGCAGACACCGAGUGUUGGGACCUGAGUGCUGGCAACCUGAAGUGGAUUUAUCAGGUUCCCAUCCUGGUGGCUGUUGUGGUCAAUUUUGUGUUAUUUCUGAACAUCAUCAGAGUCUUGGCAACCAAACUACGAGAAACCAAUGCUGGACGGUGCGACACCAGGCAGCAGUACAGGAAGCUGCUGAAGUCCACGCUGGUGCUGAUGCCUCUGUUUGGAGUCCACUACAUCAUCUUUAAUGCCAUGCCGUACACAGAGGUGUCCGGGGUGCCGUGGCUCAUCCAGAUGCACUACGAGAUGCUGUUCAACUCCUUCCAGGGCUUCCUGGUUGCCAUCAUUUAUUGCUUCUGUAAUGGAGAGGUCCAAGCUGAGAUCAAGAAGUCGUGGAGCAGGAGGACUCUGGCUCUGGACUUUAAGCGAAAGGCUCGCAGUGGCAGUAACACCUACAGUUACGGACCGAUGGUGUCGCACACCAGUGUGACCAACGUGACGGCCAGAGGGCCGCUGGCGCUCCACCUCACCACCCGGCUGGGACCGGCGCCUGUCAACGGCCACAGGAACCUGCCCGGGUACGUGAAGAACGGCUCCAUGUCGGAAAACUCCAUCCCGUCCUCUGGGCAGGAGCUCCACGCCCCCGAAGAGGAGCACUCCCGGCCCGCCGAGGACCUAAAGCCCUCGCCAGUGGUGGAGGAGCGGGAGACGGUCAUGUGACACCUCAGGUACAGCCAUGAACAUCUGGCCCCGUGGCACCUGAACGUUACGGGUGGAGGAGAGCGGCUGACGACGACCCUGUUUGACUCUCCCUGGAGAAACAGACUGCUGCCUCCGCCGGUCAGUUUAGAUCGCAGCAGCAAGUCUCUGGUUCGGCCCCAGUGUCUCUCCGCUCUGCCGAGUUACUCAGGUAAUGAAGUCCUCUGUAGUUAUUGUACUUCAGUCAGCGUCUUCUGGAGCGUUCGGUCCAUGUCGUGAUGAACGCUGCCGUCUGAAUAGUUCAAGUGAAUGUAUGAGACUCAUUCCUCACACGCCGGAGCAGAUCGCCACGGUUUCUCCGUCGGCUCACAGUCGGUUCAGAAUCGAUUCACCGUUUCGUUUCAGGUUUACUGACUUUUGUCUGACUGUGGAAAGUCGACUAACAUUUAGUCGACAGUCAGCUGGGCUGCAGCUCACGGACGAAACGGGAGAAAAGCUGCGUCUCCUCGGGAGGGAAGCCUGAAGGACACAGAGAUGCUCCGACGUCGUGCUGCUUUUGAUGUAUCUAGUCACUAUGUUUACAUUAGAAUUGUGAGCUAACGGUGUUUGGUGUGGAAGUGAUGAAACUGUUGUAAUGUUUAUGUGUGUUAAUCUCUGACGUUGUAAAUAGUGUCAAACAGAGCGGCUGGCGACAGCUGAGGGCAUUCCUACAAUCAUAGCAUUUCCUGGCAAACCAACGAGGAGAAAUGUUCGUUUUGCUGGUGCUGUCCAUGAAAAUGCCUGGUAUAACUUCCACACUGAAACGCCACUGCUCGAAUCCUCCUGGUGGCUGUUUGCUUUCAUCCCAGCAUCUGAAAUGUGACGUGUUUCUGCCUCUCAACAGGUUUUAGAUUUCAGGACCAAACACUUUCUGCAUGAG
Messenger RNA from Salarias fasciatus (jewelled blenny), 2998 nucleotides. RefSeq names its product parathyroid hormone 1 receptor (gene pth1r). Gene Ontology annotation, cellular component: plasma membrane. The coding region runs from base 505 to 2100 and encodes 531 amino acids. The record is from RefSeq and is a predicted model, not a curated record. The transcript has 13 exons. Lineage: Eukaryota; Metazoa; Chordata; Actinopteri; Blenniiformes; Blenniidae. Gene Ontology annotation, molecular function: peptide hormone binding; parathyroid hormone receptor activity; G protein-coupled peptide receptor activity. Gene Ontology annotation, biological process: cell surface receptor signaling pathway; adenylate cyclase-activating G protein-coupled receptor signaling pathway; intracellular calcium ion homeostasis.